UCACGUCACUUCCGUUUAUAGAAUUUUAGUGGAAGGAUUGUCGUUCGUUCGGUUAUCGCGAAUUAUUCCGUACUUUUUACGUUUGCAUUUCUCAUAUACAAAUAAAUUAAAUGUGAAAUGAGAAAAAAGCAAACCACUGAUUAUUAACGUACAUAUUGCUCCUCGUCGGGGACAUUGAUAUUUGAAUCACUCGUGGACAUUUCCUUGUUACAAAGUUCUGACGCAUAUGGAGUAUGGACUGGGUGUGGCAUUUCUUUGUUGAAGAUAUGCUGAAGCGUACUAAUUUUUUAUUAACUUAUGACUCUCAGUUUUAGUUUUUUAGUGAUUUAGCUAUAUUAAUAGACGGAAAAAUGCCUCGCAUAGAUCCUUUUCAACUAUUAAAGUGCCUCUCGAUACUUUUAAGUCCCGAGGGAGGUAUUUUAUCCAGAGAUGAAGUUCCACGUUUAGUAAAUUUGAUGACCAAGUUUUCGAAGAAGUUGGUAAGCAAAUGCGUGUACGUGUUAAUAUUGAAACACACGGAAACCAGCCUGGUGGAUAUGUUCAUGGCUGAGGGCGGAUGGACGUUGAUCCAAACGUGGCUUCAGGACGCCGCGCAAACUGGCAACUGGGUGCUGGUUAAGGAGAUCCUGGGUUUGCUUUUGAUCACGCCCGUCGACGUCGAGAGGCUGAAAAUGAACUAUCUCCCGAAACUGAUCAAAAAUCUUUCGCGUAGAGAGGAUCUCGACGGCGUAGCACAAUUAUCAAAUCAAAUUGUUCAAAAUUGGCUAGUGAUUGUCAAGGGCACUAGCCACACAUCAAACGUAACACAUAUUCAGGUGCACUCGGAAAUAACUCAAGCGGAACAACAAACUAACGAGUCAAAUGGCGAUAAAGCAGUAGCCGUCAAUAGUGCCUCCAUCGAAACAUACACUCACGAUAACCAAAAUAAUAUUUCCGUGGAAGAAGCAGACGAUGAUACCUGCGCGAUAAAAACGAGCACGUUUUAUAAAGUUUCGGUACGGGACGGCAAACAAGUAUUUAAGAAGUUGGAGCCUAGCUUAGAAGGCGAUGCAGCAGAAGAUCAGGUUAAACAGUCUUCUAGUGACGAGUCUGAUGGCGUAGUUCUAAAUAAACAUAUUAAAAAAGAAGCAGAAGGAAAGAUAAAAGAUAACACUGAAAAGACAGAGAUAUUGGAUGAGAAAGAGAAACAUUCUAAAACUAAAUCGAGUAGUAGUAGCAGUAGUAGUAGUAGCAGCAGCAGUAGAAAAGAUAGGAGUAAAUCCAGUCACUCCAGUAGCCCUAGUGGUAGCAAACACAAGUCAAGUAGCAGCAGCAGUCGAGAUAAAAGUAAGAGUAAAGGGGAUAAAGAUAGAAGUAGUAGUAAAAGUAGAUCUGAUAAGCACAGUGAUAGGGAUAAAGAAAAGCGUAAAUCGGGAAGCUCUCACAAAAGUAACAGCCAUUCAAAAGAUAGAAACGAUGCUAAAGAGAAAGAUGGUAGCAAAGAGAAAGUGUCGAAGGAAAAGCAAGCCGAAAAAGAUAAGGACACUUUGGCAAAACUCAAGCCUCAAACAUUGGACAAGCUCGGCCGCAUUCCAAAGAAAUCAUCUGCGGAUGAGAAACACAAGGAUGAUAAGGCUGAAAUAAAAAAGAAACCAUCCUUUUCGAUUUUGGAUAGGAAAUCCACUGGAGAGGAACGGGCAAAAACUGUGAAAGUGUACAACUCAAAGAUGCGAUCCACCGGAUUGGAGGAAGAGGCGAAGCCACCGCCUCCGAGGAACAGUAAAAAGCCGAACCCGGCCAUACAGUUGCCGACGAUACCCCAGAAGAGGCACUCGCCGCCGAGAGAAUCGAAUUCAGUUCCUCCAGAGAAGAAGAUAAAGAUCGACAAACUAGACGUUCCCGAGAGACCGGGCUCCAUCAAACUGAUUCCCCCAAAGCCAAAGCCUGCCGUAUUGCAAGAAAGCGACAUGUUUAUGGACGCUCUUGCUGCUUCAGCAACCAAAAAAGAACCUAAAAAGCGUAAACGAAGGCCUAGCGUAACGAAAGAUGUGCCAUCUUCACCGACUUUGGCAAACAACGACCAGGUGCCUACUACAACACCAUCGUCGCCGCCUCCGAACGCAUUGGGUCUUAAAAAUAUCGCGCCUAUCAACUUCUACCAAGACACGUUGUCAGAAGAAGCGGGAACAGAAGAAGACAAGGAAAAUUCAGAAACCAAUAAAGAUCCAAGCGACACGCCCGCUAGUCCCACUACUCCUACGGAUCCGGACGAUUGUGAAACCAAUCCACCGAAAGUGCCAAAAUUGCAGGACGGACUAAAGGGGGUUCUUCUCUACACUAAAAAGAAGGGUCCGAAGCGGUCGAUACAGUGGAAGACGGAAGAGCAACUGGUGGAAAUUAGAUAUUUUGAACUGGAUGAAACUGAAAGAGUGAAUGUUACCAAAACGUUUAUGGACAUGGCGAAAAUGGAAAUGACAAGCGAGAGGGAAGCGCUACAGAUGUCACGCAAGUUGAUUAACGAAGAUGUUAUGGAACCACAAACAUCGUGGAAAAUGCUCUACCUUUGCGAUCAGCCAGAGGCGCUGGCGAACCCAGGUUCAAAGAGUUUGGAAAAAGAUAUUCAGUUCGCAAGAGAAAAGAGCGUCCUUCAAGCAUUGUAUUUCGAUAAAAGACGCAUUCCUGAUAGUCCGGAAGAGCCGGUACCGGAAAAUCAUCAUAUGAGUGAUCCGAUUAUAAUACCGCUAGACGAUCCAGACAGUCAGGAAAUAGAUUUGCGAAGUACGCCUUGGCCGGAUCCCAAGGGUUCUCCCCCUAUUGUUGAAUCUCCUCAGUUACCUCCGGUGUUCCAUCAAACCGCCGUUCCGUUUAAUCCUAAUUUUAAUGGCAUCAAUAACGGCCCCCAACCCCAGUUCGUCGGAAUGCCGCCUAGAUUUGUUGCUCCGUCAGGUCCGCAUGGACCACCAGGACAGGGUAACUAUGUUCCGCCAAACAUCAUGCAUAACAACAUGAUGGGUCCACCGAAUAUUCAUCCACAAGAAGUAAUGAUGAACCCAGCGGGUAUAAAUCCGAAUGCAUUUGUCCCACAGGGGCCCAUGCCAGAUGGUUUUAUGGGUCCAGGGGGAAACGAAAAUCCAAACUUUUCAAUGCCCCAAUUUAAUGGUCCGCCAGCUCCAAAUAUGAACAUGUACGGACCAAACAAUUUUAAUUUGCGCGGUCCUCGAGGAGGAUACCGGAGAGGUGGAGGUGGUGGUUGGAUUAGGCUAUCAGGAUCUGGUCACGGUUCAGGUCAUGGGAACUGGAAGCGUGGCGGACAUAGAGGAGGAAGACUGUGUAAAAAUGUACAAAAUCAUGGUUACUGUAGGAAUCGUGAUAAUUGUCAGUUCGUUCAUCCAACGUAGUAGGUACUUUAACAGCUUGUCAACUUGUGAUAUCGUCCAGAACUUUGAUAACAAUAUUGAAAUUAUGUUUAAAAAUUUUUUAAUUUUACGUAAAUGACAUGUGAUGAUUAGUAAUAAUUAAUAUUUGCUUAAAUGAAAUGAAAUAUUUUGUAUAGACAGUUUCCACAUUUUAUAACUUAUGCGUGUAUAGUAAAACGAUGUAUAUAUACCUGGGUGAUGAGAGGAAAUUAUAUUUAAAUGCUGUGUUUGAUGCGAAAUUAUUGUGUAAAUUAUGUACAUAGUAAGCUGAACGUAUUUAUUUUUAAUUUUUUAUGAAGUUUCUGU
This is a messenger RNA of Cylas formicarius (sweet potato weevil), 3701 nucleotides long. It is a transcript of the gene PNUTS, whose product is annotated as serine/threonine-protein phosphatase 1 regulatory subunit 10. The record is from RefSeq and is a predicted model, not a curated record. The transcript is spliced from 5 exons. The coding region runs from base 351 to 3377 and encodes 1008 amino acids. Gene Ontology annotation, molecular function: metal ion binding. Lineage: Eukaryota; Metazoa; Arthropoda; Insecta; Coleoptera; Brentidae.